Messenger RNA from Cyprinus carpio (common carp), 5302 nucleotides. Its product is annotated as cingulin-like. Lineage: Eukaryota; Metazoa; Chordata; Actinopteri; Cypriniformes; Cyprinidae. Gene Ontology annotation, cellular component: myosin complex. The record is from RefSeq and is a predicted model, not a curated record. The transcript is spliced from 22 exons. The coding region runs from base 230 to 3793 and encodes 1187 amino acids.
UUUAGCAAAUGUUUUCCCUUGGGUUUAUUAGUUAGAGCUGUCACAUUUAAAGAGACCUUCUUUACUUUUACGCUAUUAGUUCUCACGUAGGAGAACCACAGGAGGAAACAGAGGAAGAUUCAGCAGAGGGAAAUAUAAACUUUGCCUUAACAUCAGAUACUCCAACUCAUUCUCGAGCUCAACUUUCUUCCGCUGGGAGUGACACUUGUUUCGCUCGCAUACUGUGAGGAUGUCUGCUCCUGUCUCAGGUAGGAAGACCCCCGUGGACUAUGGUGUACAGAUUCGCUUUAUAAAUGACCUGCAGGACACUGGAGGGGGAGUGAGUGGGCAGCCUCGGAAAGAGCCAUCAAAAAAGCCACCAAAAAAGCCACCUUCUCGCUAUGGAGUGGCAGUGAGGGUGCAGGGCAUCGGAGGGCAGCCCUAUGUUGUACUGAAAGAGGGAGAAAAAGGAGAUUCAUAUGGAGUACAGCUGAGAUCCCAACCACCUGCUUACAGCAGCCUGCCUAGGAGGAGAGAGGAUGGGGUAAUCCAGGGGCCGUAUUUCUCGUCUGGAGAGAACACCCCCCUGCGUCGGGCUCAGUCUCAUGGCUCUCUACUGGAUAGAGAAAACAGCAGUGAAGACUUCACAGAUCAACGUCCGCUUGGAGAUGGACGCUCUGGUAGCUAUGGAAACCUGGAUGGAGGUAUUGGUAUUGGAGCAGACAGGGAGCUGACCAGAGAAAGGAUGGAGAGAAAUCAGUGGGGUGGAUCCUACCAGACAGGGCUGAAUGGCACUUUAGGAAGAGGGAGAGCUGGAGGCAGUCACUACACCUCAUCAGAAUCAGUCGAAAUAUCUCCAUACAACCAGCACACUCACAGCCAAUCAGCUCCCAAGUCCAUCCGUCAGACGCCUGCCCACAGACUCGCUGACAGGUUUGAAGGGAGCUCUGCAGCACAGGCGGGUAACACUGGGACCAACACCAAGGGGCGCUAUCCCAUCCCAAAAGCAGAUGACAGACCCACCUCAACCUCACCGUUACCCGCUCCAUCUCUCAUCCUAAACACAUACUCUUCACCGCAGUCUUCCUCACCUGCUUCUGCCUACAGCAGCCUGGGCCGUGGCUCAAGUUCUGUCGCCAAGGUCACGGCUGUCUCUUCAUCUGCUUCAGUUGAUGCACAUGUAACUCCUGACCUUUUAAUGGACCAAGGUCAAAGUUCAGGGUCAGAGUUCUCAACUGAAGAUCAGAUACAGCAGAUAAUCUACGAUGUUCUACGUCAGGGGAGUACAGAGGGAGAUGCUGUCAUUAAGCACAGAGUUCGAGUCAUCUGUAAUAAAGUUCAAGGACUGAAGGUGAACAAAUCUGAUGACUCCUUGAAGGAGGAGCUUGAGAAAUAUCUGGAUGAAAAUGUACUGCUGCAGGAACAGCUGGGACGGAAGAAUACAGAGCUGCACCAAACACACUCAGAGCUAACUCAGUUACGAAUGGACAGAGAGAAUGCAGAAUCUCAUGUUAGAGAGCUGGAGGAUCAGCUGGCAGGACUACAGGAGGAGCUGAGGAGAGAGACAGACAGCAAAGCUCAGGCUGACACUAUGCACAUGGAGUUGAUGGCAGUGAGAGGUGAGUUGGCCGAAGCUGCAGAGCUGUGUCGGAAGCAGGAGGAUAUUCUGAGGCAGAGAGAGAGAGAGCUGACUGCUCUAAAGGGGGCACUGAAAGAUGAGGUCUCCACACAUGACAAGGAGAUAGAGGCUCUCAGAGAGCAGUACAGCCAAGACAUGGAGAGAUUACGAUCAAGCAUGGAUCAGGUUUCACAGUCUCAGGCAAGUAUUGAAGCCGAGCGUCACCACGUAAACUCUACGGUAAGGUCUCUUCAGCAGCAAUUGGAGGAUAGCAGAGAUGAGGGAAACCACUGGAGAGAACAGUUUCAGUCCAGCAGAGAAGAGCUACGCAACACCAAACAAGAGUUACUCCAGGCUCGUAUGGAGAAAGAGGAGUUUGAGGAGGAGCUGAAAGAUCUGCAGGAGAAAAUCAACACAAUGAAACAGCAGAUACCAGAUCCCAAACAGACCCAGACAGUCAGCCAGGAACUUGAGCGUUGUCGUGCUGACCUACAGAAGGCCCAGGCAGAUAUGGAUAAAUUAAGAACAGAUCUUGACAAGAAGACAAUGGAAAUUGUGUUAUUAAAGAAGACCAAACAGGAGCUUGAAGCAGAGCAGAAAUAUGAGAUUGAUAGAUUGAGGGACCAGUCACGCAGAGAUAAAGAAGAGCUGACUAAAGCUCAUGAGAGGGCCAAACAGCUAGCAGAACCUUCAUUGGUGGAGGCCCUGCGCAAGGAGUUGAGUGACAUGCAAGAAGAGGUGGGCCAACUGCGCAGUCAGCUGCUCUCAACUGAAGAAGAGCUGCAGGCGAAGAGAGACAAACUCAGCUCUGCUCAGACCCAAGUAAACAAUCUGACACAUGAGCACAAGGAAUUCGAGGAAACUAAUGCGCGUAUGAAGGAGAGAAUCAUACGCCUGGAGUCUCAGCUGCAGGAGCGCACGUCCCAGAGUAUUGAGGCUGAACAGGAGCAGCAGGAGGAGACCAGGAAACUGAGACAGCAGCUGGAGGAGUCCAGGCGCGAGAGCUCCAGACUGGGCCUAGAGCGGGACGAGCUGGCUCGUAAUCUUGAAGAGAAGGAGAAGGACAGAGAUGCUGUCCGCAAGGAGAACACACAGCUCGAGGACCAGAAGAGGCAGCAGGAGAGAGCACUAGACAAACUCAAUAAAGAGAUGGAGCGCUUGUCUGCAGCAUCCCGUGAGGAGGUGCGGCUCCUGCAGGCUCAGCUGGAUGAACAGAAAGACAAGUGGAGGAAAGAGCAGCAGGACUCACAUAAAAACGCCAAAGAGAAGAUCAGUGAGCUGGAGAGAGCACAGAACACCAUCCAUUCCCUACAGGAAGAGUUGGCCCGUCAAAAGAAGGAGCUGUUCUCAAGUUAUGAGGAUCGAGAUAAUGCUUUAUUAGAUAAAGAGAUGCUCACCAACCGCCUCAAACAUAUGGAGAGUGAGAUCGAGACGCAGCGUACCACACAAAACGACCGCUCGAGAGAGAUCCGCAGCUUGGAGGACAAAAUCAAGCACCUGGAGCUUGAGUUAGACGAGGAAAAGAACAAUGCAGAGAUGCUGUCAGAAAGAAUCACCAGGAGCCGAGAUCAGAUUGAACAGCUGCGUGCAGAGCUCAUGCAAGAACGAUCCUCCAAACAAGACCUGGAACUGGACAAAAACGCUCUGGAGAGACAGAUAAAGGAUUAUAAAUCUCGUGUAGCUGAGAUGGAGGGCCAGUCACGUUCCUCUACUGGUGUGUCUCAGCUGGAGAGCAAAAUCCAGGACCUCGAGGAAAGACUGCGUGCAGAGGAGAGAGAGAAGAACUCUGUGGUGUCCUCUCAGAGGCGUUUGGAGAGGAAACUAAAGGAGCUGAACAUCACCCUGGAUAAGGAGAGACAUCAGCACACAGAGCAGAGAGACCAGCUGACUCUGCGUGUGAAGGCUCUGAAGAGGCAGGUGGAUGAAGGAGAGGCCGAGGCGGAGCGGCUGGAGGGUUUGAGGAGGAAGGCCAUCAGAGACAUGGAGGAGAUGCAGGAACAGAAGGAGGCGCUGCAGUCCAAAGUCACGGCACUAGAGAAUGAACUCAAGAGGAAGAUCCAGCAGGCCCGACAGUCAGCUCUGGAGUCUUCAGUGCUCAGCUCUGAUGAUGAUGAUGAUGAUGAUAAUGGAUUGUAUGAUCAUUCCAGCAUAACCUCCAUCCUCACCGAGAGCAACCUACAGACCAGUUCCUGCUGAAGACCGAGAGAGAAAUCUGAUGCUUCAUUCCUGGACACACAAUAAGCGCUGCUCUAAAAUUCCCACUCUUUUUGAGUCAGUGAGUCAAAUAGAUUUCAGACAUGGCUUUAUUUAUCUAGACAUCCAACUUAGAGACUUUUAUGAGAAAAGCCUUAAUGAUCCCUUUAGUAUAAAAAAUACUUUUUUAGAGGAGAUAAGUUCAAAGUUGAAGCCGUUUAGAAACUGAAUUUCACCUCAGCUCAAAUUAGCAAAGACAAUUUGAGACUUUUUUUAGUUUAAGUAAUUAGGGGUUAAUAGAAGAAAUAAGCACUUUUGAAUAAAGUGAAUUAACAGAGAUGGAGGGAAAGAAACAGGAUUUAAUUUUGUUUUAAGGGUCCCCGUGACCGAUUAUGAGCACUGAUGAAUUCAUUAGGAGUGUGUUAAGAGAGGCUAAUGGGAGAUGAAGGAUAUCAGGGUAUUAGAAGAAGAAAUGAACACAGCAGAGAACAUUUUUCCAAAAAUCCAGUUAGCAGAGAGAGAGAGAAAGAGUAGUCAUCUGAAUGGGGGAAGAAAAGAAUAAAAAGUAUAUGUGACUAUAAUGUAGUAUAGCAAUACAGAGAGAAAUACAGGUAAUAGUUCAAAACACAGAUCCAAGAGAAUAGAUGAGAAAGAGCAAAAUCAAGUUUUAGUUUGAAGAAAGAGAUUAUAUUUCAUUCUCUGUUUAGACUCCAGCUCUUUGUAACACACUUAUUCCCUUGUUUGCAGUAAGUUCCAGGUACGAGUGAAUCAGCACUACACAGAAGCAUCAGUGAUGCUAAAAUACAAUUUAUAACAACAUAAUCACAAUAAAGACAUUUACAUUUCAGCCAUACUUACAUUACUACUAUUUCCUUACAAAUGCUGAUGUACCAUGUAAUUUAGCAUUAUAAAACAUCAGAGCGUUUCUAAAUCAGCUGCACUGUGAAAUUCUGUCUUUUCUGUUAUGCAAUUAUUGUAUAUUUUUAUACUAGUGUUUCUGUUUCCACAUUUUUUUUUUUAUUAUUAACCGACAGGCUAAAAGACAAGUCAGUGUUCAUUCCUGAUGGUAAAACUAUGAAAAUUAUUAAUUUUGUUUAUUUUGUUAGUUUACCAGCACAUGAUCUACUGUUUUUUACUUCAAUGUAUAAUAUUGAGGCAAAUGUUAUAUAAAGUAGCUGAAAUAUUUUCUACCAUAGUCGUCUCAUAAUCCUCUAGCAGACACAUUAACUCAUUUUUUGAUAACAAGCUGCCUGUUCUCGUCUAUAUCUACAGGACUUUAUCUAUGCACACAGCAUGUGAUUCAUGUGAAUGGUACACCAUUACAAUGCCUUGUAAAUCUAAUAAUUAUUUGUUUGUAAUUGUUCUUGUUCCAAAGUAAAUGAGAAUGAUUUAUGUACAUGUAUUUUGUAUUUAUUUGUAAUAGAAUUUGCAUUAAGCACUGAUUAAAUCAAAGGUUUGUAUAUUUCUGUAAGCAAAACCUUUUUUAUCAGAAAUAAAUUCAGUACUUUAGUA